CCUGCAAGAGGCGCCUUCGCUGCUCCUCAGCCCUUCACCUCCCCGUCCGCAGAGCUGCGGCUCCGGCUCCCGAGGCGCCGCAGAAAGAGCAGGGCGCACCGUUGGCGUGCGCGCGUGUGUGUUCUGUGAGGUUAAAAGAAAAAGAAAAGGCCGGCAGGGCUGUGUGUGUUUGUGUGUUGUGUGUGUUUCUGUUUCUACAUCUUUCCCGGCGAGUUUCCAUUCCCUCCAAGGACUCCGGGACGCUGCCUUAGGGACCGAGUCCGCCGAGGGAGAGCUGCCCUCCGGCUGCCUCGCCUUCCUCCACGCCGUAGUUUGGAAGUGAUGAGAGGGAGCUUCGGCGCCGCGCAAGUAGCUUCGGCGGCGGAAGGCGGACGGAGAAGCGGCGCCGUGGCCCCCGAAGCAGCCCGCUGCGUCGCUUCCCGACACGACUCGGCGCCGGCGAGCAACUUGGCGCAUCCCUUUCGCCUUCUGCUCUGAGCCGAGAUCCACAGAGACCCAAGAAAAGAGCAUUAAGAAGCGAAGGGGGAAUGAGACUGUCUUCAGCACAGGAAACUAGUUCGCAUUAAGGUGAAGAGACAAAUCACCGCCUCAGUCUUGCUUUGUGCUGCCACAAUGAGAACUUAUCAUUGCUUCUGGCUCCUCUUCUGGGUUGGUCAUCCCCACCAAAGCUCUUCCACCCCCCUAUCCAAAAGGACUAGUGGCUUUCCAGAAAACCCAAAGAUUUUGGAUCUAUCUAGAAACAACAGGAAAGAACUUAAUCGCUCCAAAAGAAGCUGGAUGUGGAAUCAGUUCUUUCUUCUGGAGGAGUAUACGGGCUCUGACUAUCAAUACGUUGGCAAGCUUCAUUCUGACCAGGAUAAAGGAGACUCUACACUUAAAUACAUCCUUUCAGGAGAUGGAGCAGGAGACCUCUUCAUUAUCAAUGAGAAAACUGGAGAUAUACAGGCCACAAGGAGACUGGACAGGGAAGAGAAGCCUGUCUACAUUCUCCGUGCUCAAGCUAUCAACAAAAAAACUGGAAAGCCAGUGGAGCCAGAGUCAGAGUUCAUCAUUAAGAUCCACGACAUCAACGACAACGAGCCACUGUUUACAAAGGACACUUACAAUGCCAGCGUCCCAGAAAUGUCUGAUGUAGGUACAUUUGUCGUGCAAGUCACAGCAACGGAUGCCGACGACCCUACGUAUGGGAACAGCGCUAGAGUCGUCUACAGCAUUCUCCAGGGGCAGCCAUAUUUUUCCGUCGAGUCUGAGUCAGGCAUCAUCAAAACAGCUUUGCUGAACAUGGAUCGAGAAAACCGGGAGCAGUACCAAGUGGUCAUCCAAGCCAAGGACAUGGGGGGACAGAUGGGUGGAUUGUCAGGAACCACCACGGUGAACAUCACAUUGACGGAUGUCAAUGACAACCCACCUCGUUUCCCCCAGAGUGCCUACCAGUUCAAAAUCCAUGAGUCUGCACCUCUCAAUUCACCGGUUGGCAGGAUAAAAGCUACUGAUGCUGAUGUGGGUCCAAAUGCAGAGAUGGAAUACAGCAUCAUCGAAGGGGAUGGCUCAGAAAUGUUUGGCGUCUUCACAGACAAGGCGACACAGGAAGGCAUCAUAACAGUGAAAAAGGCUUUGGAUUUUGAAAAGAAAAGACAGUUCACUCUGAAAGUGGAGGCAAGCAAUCCUCACGUGGACCCCAGAUUCCUCUAUCUGGGACCCUUCAAAGAUGUUACAACUGUCAGAAUUGUGGUGGAGGAUGUAGACGAACCUCCAGUGUUCAGCAGGCCAGCCUACGUAUUUGAAGUGAAGGAAGAUGUCCAGAUAAACACUGUCAUAGGAACCGUGACUGCCCGAGACCCUGACGUUGCAAAGAAUCCUAUCAAGUAUUCUGUAGACCGUCAUACUGACAUGGACAGAAUAUUCAACAUUGAUUCUGGAAACGGUUCAAUAUUUACUUCCAAACUUCUUGACCGGGAAACAUUAUUGUGGCAUAACAUUACAGUAGUAGCUUCCGAGAUCAACAACCCGAAGGAAAGCAGCCGCAUCCCAGUGUUUAUUAAAGUCCUAGACGUGAAUGACAACGCCCCAGAGUUUGCCAUGUUUUACGAAACCUUCGUCUGCGAAAACGCAAAGGCCGAGCAGCUCGUACAGACCUUAAGUGCCGUUGACAAAGACGACUCUUUCGGCGGACACAAAUUUUCCUUCUCGCUGGCUCCCGAAGCAGCCAGCAGCUCCAAUUUCACCCUUCAGGACAACAGAGAUAACACAGCCGCGAUCUACACAAAGAGAACCCGGUAUAACAGACACGAGAUGAAUAUCUACCUCCUGCCCGUGGUAAUAUCGGACAACGACUACCCGAUUCAGAGCAGCACGGAAACCGUGACCAUCCGGGUGUGCGCCUGCGACCAGAGAGGGAAAAUGCUCUCCUGUAACGCCGAAGCGCUGAUCCAUCCAACCGGCCUCAGCACAGGCGCUCUGAUCGCGAUUCUCCUCUGCAUCAUUAUACUGCUAGUUACAGUGGUGCUGUUUGCAGCCUUGAGACGGCAACGGAAGAAAGAGCCUUUGAUCAUUUCCAAAGAGGACAUCCGAGACAACAUUGUCAGUUACAAUGACGAAGGUGGUGGAGAGGAAGACACCCAAGCCUUUGAUAUUGGCACGCUGCGGAACCCUGAAGCCAUAGAAGACAAUAAACUGCGACGAGACAUUGUGCCAGAAGCGCUUUUCGUGCCACGCCGGACUCCAGUGGCACGGGAUAACACCGAUGUCAGAGAUUUCAUUAGCCAAAGGUUAAAGGAGAAUGAUUUGGAUCCAACAGCGCCCCCUUAUGACUCAUUAGCCACCUACGCAUAUGAAGGCAAUGGCUCUGUGGCAGAGUCCCUCAGCUCCUUGGAGUCAGUGACCACGGAUGGAGACCAGGACUACGAUUACCUCAGUGACUGGGGUCCACGGUUUAAAAAGUUGGCCGACAUGUAUGGUGGAGCGGACAGCGACAAAGACUCAUAAUAUGUUGCCUUUUUUUCCAUUUUCAAGAAACAGCAUUGAAAUGUGUGGCAUUGCUACGUCUUUCUAUUUACCCACAGUUAUUUGAAAGGGUCCUCUACCAGUUCGAAUAGUUUCCGUGACUGCAGUCUUUGUGGAUCCAAUGUCAUCCCCUCCGACCCCCCCAAAUAUAAUUUGAGCAUAAUGUGGUGGGCGGAGGGGGGUGGGGAAGAAAAUUCCCUUAUUUUCUGUGCACCCUGUAUACCAGAACAGUCAAAGAGGCACAAUGGCAGGGAGAUGGAGGGACAAUGGAAAUGGAAUAACGGUUUUAACUUGUUCUACUUUAUCUUCUAAAUUGGAUUAUCUUACUGUUAUAUUUCGCCAAAUAAUCUCACUGUAUUUUAAUUACGCAGCUCAGACACGUUUUCCGCAGAUUAUGUCUCGAAACACCCCAUUGUAAGGAAGCAUUGUGGCUUAGCUUAAGUAUUAUAGUGAAAGGAGGGGGUGGGGUGUAGCUCUUUUAAAAGCCACAAUCUGCCAGCAAGGAAUAUUUAAAAGGAUCUAGUGGCCAUUCAAGCACCAGUGUCAGUUUUGAACUGGUCACUUGGUUCAAAGUAUUAAAGUGGUGGUGGACAAUCAAGAGAUGGGGAAGAAGGGGGUUCAUUGUGUGUGACCAUAACAGUGCACAAUAUUUAAAAUAUUGUGUUCCUGGAAACCAACCAAAUAGCGUGUGUUCGGUAAUAAAUAUCAGGGAUAGCCAAAAGUGGUGGCUUCUAGAUUUUAGACUCCAACUCACAUCAACUCCAGGCAACAUAACCAAGGAUGAUGGGAGCUGUAGUCCAGCAAAAUCUGGAGGACACCACGUUGAUUGCUUCUGACAUGUAUCAAGGAAGGAAGAGGCAUAAGGUUGAAAAUAUGCAUGGAGUUGGAUUCAGACCUGUUAAUCUGCAUCCAACCCAUAACACAUAAAGAGAGCUCCCUGUGUACAUUUGGUGAGUUCCAUUUUAUAUUGUUCUGUUCCUAAGCAUACCAGCAGAUUGAAAGCUAACUGUCUUACCCCUCUCCCUGCUUCUUUGCUUACCUGGCCACUGCUGUUCCCUCCUCCUAUUGAAGCAAAUGAUUCUGCUCCUGAGUGCCUGGGAAAGGUGUGGCAGCCAGGCACGUUGUAUUACAUCCAGCUAAGUCAUACUCAAGAGUAGACCCAUGGAAAUCAACAGGCUUAAGUUGGAACUUAAGGUAAUAGGGUUAUACCCUGUGCUAGCCUUACUCAGAGUUAAGCCCGUUGAAGCUACGUAACAAACAUGGCUACCUUAGGUUCAUUGAUUUCAAUGGAUCUACUCCAUUGCAUACAACUCACAGAUUUCAGUGGGCCUACUCUGAGUAAGACUUAGUAGAAUACAAUCCUUCAUUUCCCAACAAGAGGUGGAGAAGGAGGAGAAAGAGGUAGCAGCAAUGGGCAAGCCGGCAAGCAGAAAGGUCACUUCUGGUACAAUCUUCACCUUGCAAAAAUCAGCAAGAGCCUGGUCAUUCAUUUCAGCAUGAACCAGCAUUGGCGCAUGGAGGCGGAGGACUGAAUGCAUGACUCAGCCACCGCUGUUAAGUCAGACAGCAGCUUUGGUGGGCAUGCACAUUGAUUGUGAGGAGCAUCAAAGGUGGGUUUUCAUGGAGGUGGUGUCCAGGACAGUGCCAAACGUUUUGAAGGAUGGAGAGAGAUCUCUCUGUUUACUUUUGUCAGCUGAGACGGGACCCAAGAUAACCACGUCAGCUUUAAAAAGCCAAUCAGAAAAGCAAGAGAGAGCAAGGAUUGGGAGCUGACACUUUUAGUUGGUUGAAGCUCAUUAAGCAGAAAUCUAUUUCUGAGAUAAAUAGGAGAGCUUCGGCCAAUGUCAAAUACUCGAACACUCUUUGUGGAGCUCUGGCAGAAUGGCUUGGUCAUUCACUUGGUGUGGAUGACAUGACCAACCAAGCUAACAGCACUCGAGCUGACCUCAAGAGCUCUUUGCUUUAGCUAAUGGCAGCAUUUUAAACCAUAAUUUUCAUAUUUUGUCCUUUUUUGCAUUCUAGUAGAUGCGCUCUUAAUUAAUUAACUACAAUAAUUACAUAGUUUCACAUGA
This is a messenger RNA of Zootoca vivipara (common lizard), 5075 nucleotides long. RefSeq names its product cadherin-6. Gene Ontology annotation, molecular function: cadherin binding; calcium ion binding; beta-catenin binding. Gene Ontology annotation, biological process: calcium-dependent cell-cell adhesion; cell migration; adherens junction organization. NCBI's taxonomy places the organism in Eukaryota, Metazoa, Chordata, Lepidosauria, Squamata, Lacertidae. Gene Ontology annotation, cellular component: adherens junction; catenin complex; plasma membrane. The record is from RefSeq and is a predicted model, not a curated record.